Aspergillus caelatus is the source of this 3155-nucleotide messenger RNA. Its product is annotated as putative raffinose synthase protein Sip1. The record is from RefSeq and is a predicted model, not a curated record. Bases 224 to 3061 code for a protein of 945 amino acids. Lineage: Eukaryota; Fungi; Ascomycota; Eurotiomycetes; Eurotiales; Aspergillaceae. The transcript has 2 exons.
CAAUGAUGGAGCAGAAGAGCAGAGCUAAACCUGUUCCCCUCACGCCACUUCAAGGGACGUUGUUUUGCACGUUGUACACCUCAUCGCGCAUUAAAUCGAUCACCGACUUUUCCGCCGACCUUCCCUGCUCGGGUGAAAUAGGAUAUGAUCUUAAUAAACGCGCUCACUCUCGAAUCUCCCUUGCCAACCCCAGCCAAGUCGCUUUACAAAUACACCACAUUCAAUGCAGUGUAACACUGGAAAGGAAUCAAACAAUCCAGAAGAGGGUGCAGGUUCAUCUAGAAAUCAAUCGCGGGCCCAAUUUAUUCGCCCGGCGCAGAUGGGCUUAUUUUCUCAAAUCACUUGUUAUCCUCCCUUGGGGCAAGUAACGUGCCCCCAGAGAGUCCAACAAGCUCUAAAUCCCGGGAAAGAUGAUACGGUUCAAUUUACUGUCGUGAUAGAAUCAAGCCAUUCACUCCCCGAGCAGCCAUGGGAAGCUCAGAUAUGGCACAACAUCACGAGCCCUGAAUGGAGUGCUUUUCUUCUUCAGCAAAGCUCAAGCCCGGUGGUGCCUCUCAUGAACAUAAAUCAAUCAGAGUAUAAGUUUUAUCGCCAUGUGUUUUGCGGAGAGAUCCCGCUACCAUCACAUGGAGGCUGCGCACAGUUUACUGUCCGGUACAGGGUCAGUCAGGAUAACGAUUGGCAAUGGGUGAAUCAACAGCAGAACUCCAAGGAUGGAGAAUUGGUGUUUUCCGCAAGAGAGCCUGAACAAGAAGAUAUCAAUCUGGCACAGCUCUCUCUAACAUCCGCAAAGGAGGGGGUUGGCAAGUAUUUCGAUGGCCUCUCGCCUGAUCUUGAAGUCGAGUCCCGCAAAAGUGAGGCCCCUGGAUCAACUUUGUGGCAUAUUUCUGGAAAGGCUGGUCCAGCUCAAAAUAAUCAGUCUGGAUUCACUAAUGUCGUCCUUGGGGUGCCUUCUCGGACAAUGCUGUACUUUGCUUUGGUCAGGGUAUGGACUCCGUGGCUUGGACCCAGACACGGACGAGGAAAGUUUAGAAUAACAGAAGACGCCAUUCUUUGCUCGUUCCUUCGAGAUGAUGGGGAGCACGUAGUACUUCUGGCUGUUUCGGGCAUAAAUAGCGUUUUGACUGUCCUUGGGUCCGGUGAUAAUGGUGAGGUAGUGAUCAAGUCGCAGAAUGACAAUGCUACUGCAUCAGACCUUCAACUACUGGCAUCCACAGCAGCCAACUUUGAGGUAGCAAUAAGCGCAGUGAUUUAUGAGGCGCGGAAGCUUGUUCGGCCCUAUGGCACAGAAACUACUGAUCAGAUUCCAACUCCAGUGUCUCCUCCAGGGGACGAUGUCGUGCUAGUCGAAAAAGACCCCGAGGCACAAUGGCUGUCUGAGUGGUACGAUGGUCUGACAUACUGCACAUGGAAUGGCUUAGGGCAAGAUUUAACGGAAAAAAUGAUUUUCGAUGCUCUUGAUACAAUGAAGUCCCAUGGAAUCAACAUCUCUAAUCUUAUAAUCGAUGAUAACUGGCAAGCUCUAGACAAUGAAGGUGAUUCCCAAUUCAAGCGGAGAUGGAAACAGUUCGAAGCCAAUCCAGAUGCGUUUCCUCGAGGACUAAAGAAGGCUGUAGAGGCUAUCCGCCGAAAACAUCCGAACAUCCAGCAUAUCGGCGUGUGGCAUGCCUUGUUCGGAUAUUGGGGUGGUAUUUCACCCGACGGUGAUAUAGCUAAGAAAUUUAAAACGAAAGAAGUGAAGAUUAAAGAUCCAGCAGCGGGGGGUCCAAUUGCCAAGGCGUUUGAGAAGCAGUCACUACUUGCCAUUGACCCAGAUGAUGUUCAACAAUUCUAUGACGAGUUCUACAGUUAUCUUGCCUCUACUGGUGUCGAUGCCGUGAAAACCGAUGCUCAAUUCUUUCUUGACCUAUUGAAAGAUCCAGAGGAUCGGCGCAAGUUCACCCGGGCCUACCAGGAUGCUUGGUCCAUAUCCUCCCUGAGAUACUUCGGAACCAAGGCUAUCUCGUGCAUGUCAAUGUUUCCUCAGGCUAUUUUCAAUUCGCAGCUACCCACUAACAAACCUACUAUUCCACUACGGAAUUCUGAUGACUUCUUCCCAGAGGUGCCAGCGUCUCAUACAUGGCAUGUCUUCUGCAAUGCCCACAACGCACUCCUCACCCGCUACUUGAAUGUCCUACCUGACUGGGAUAUGUUCCAAACAAGUCAUCCAUAUGCCUCUUUCCACGCAGCUGCACGAUGCGUUUCCGGCGGCCCAAUCUAUAUCACCGAUGAACCGGGGAACCAUAACAUCUCCAUCAUCAAUGAAAUAACAGCCCCGACUACCCAGGGAACUACGGUAAUCCUUCGUCCUAGUCUAGUAGGCCGUACUAUUGACAUGUACCACGACUACAGUGCUGGCCAAGUACUGCGGGUGGGUACCUAUACGGGCUGGGCUCGAACUGGAAGUGGGAUUCUGGGCCUCUUUAACGUUUCUGAUCAUCGGAAGACCAGCUUGGUGUCUCUGCAAGAAUUUCCGGGUAUUCAUGAUGACUACGAUACGAAAUAUAUAGUCCGAUCUCACACAAGUGGCACCAUAACAGACCUCAUGAGGCCAAUCGACCGACACGCGCUCGUUGGGGUGGUGUUAGAAGAUAAAGGCUGGGAGAUCUUGACCGCAUACCCCAUCCAGUCCUUCACCUUGAAGCGCAAAGACUCUAGUGACACCAGCGAAUCGAAUCCUACGCACGCUGCAGUAUUAGGAUUGCUCGGAAAAAUGACUGGUGCAGCCGCCAUAGUGAGCUCUGACAUCUACGUGGAGGCGAACGGGCGCCUCCGCUUCGAUAUCAGCCUGAAAGCGCUUGGGACAUUGGGUAUCUAUAUAUCUGACCUGCCUGAUUGGAGUAUUGAGGACAACUUUAUGGUCACAAUUCUUGGUUAUCCUGUACCACGGAAGACUGUUUGGAAGGAAGGGGAUGAUGAAAAGUCCAAAAUACUGGCCGUGGAUAUCCUGACGGCAUGGAAGGAAAUGAAGUUGGAACCAGGAUGGAGCAAUGAGGUUAUUGUGCAAGUAUUCUUGGGUUGACUGCAUAUAUGCACCAGACAUAGCAGGCGAAUGUGUCCAUGUUCUAAUCCGCUAUAUUGUUACUAGACUAUUCUAUGAAUACUUGAAACAGAGA